AUGGCCAAGCAUGGCGCGUCGGGCAGCUAUCGUCCACGCAAAUCUCGCAGUCCAACGCCCAUGCCCGGCGAUUAUUCUCCCCGGUCUUCCGAGGACCAUUCUCCCAACGGGAGCGACGAGGGCGAUCCCCGAUGCCCUCUUUCCAGAGACAUCUUAAAGAAACAUAUUCCAAAGGGUUUCGAGAGACCUCCUACGCUCCCCGCGUAUGAUGGUUUGACCGACCCCGACGAUCACAUAGCCAAUGUCAACGCGAACCUGGAUUUCAGGAACAUUAGCGGUGCCAUUAGGUGCAGACUGUUCCCAACCACGCUGAGGAAGGGAGCAAUGGCAUGGUACCAAAGCCUGCCCCCUCAAUCCAUCCAUUCAUGGAGGGAUCUUACUGAACAGUUUUCCAGACACUUCACUGCUUCCCGCAAGCAUCCAAAGACUGUGCACGCCUUGGAGGCCAUAUACCAAGCCGAGGAAGAAACUCUCCGCAAUUUCGUCGAGAGGUUCAAUAAAGAGGCCGUGCAGGUCGAGACGACCGACGACAUGAAGAAAUACUUGCUGCAGAGGGGCCUUCGCCCGGGCAGCGAUUUUGCUAAAGCUGUGGGCAUAGAAAAACCACCCACCUGGGACGACCUCCUCCUAAAAGCUCAAAAGUACAUCGACUACGAGGAGGUCCAGGCAGCUGAUGUCGCUCGCCUUGCCCGACCUGGGAGCAGCCACCCUGCCCGCGAGUCCACCCACAGGAACGAUGACAGGGGAAGCGACCGGGGACAUGAUAGAGGCGGCGAUCGGGGCGGCGAGAGGGGCAGAGACAGAAGGAGGGGCGACAGGCGUGAAUCUCGUGGCCCUCCAAGCACAUUCGCCACAUACACCCCCCUCGUCAAGUCACGGGGAGAAAUCUUUGCUGAAGUUCACAUCUCUGAGUUUAACAGAGCGAAUGUAAAACAGCCUAAGCCGACUCCCCUGAAGCCCGGCCAAGACAAGAAUAGGUAUUGCAGAUACCACAAGAGUUAUGGUCACAGGACCGACGAUUGCAUCCAACUGAAGGAUGCUAUCGAAAUAUUAAUAAGAAACGGACAGUUACGAGAGUUCGUGAAAAGAAACAAUGACCCUCGACCAGAGGCCGCGGAGACUCGCGCCGUCGAAGAGGUAGUUCCCCCACCAGUCGGGCAGAGUGGCACCAAGCAGAUUGCCAUGAGCGUCUCCCGGCCAGAAGACUUUGCUAUCCCCAGCGGUUUUGGGGACACCCAUACUAGUCCUACGCUUACCACGGGGGACUACUUCACAGACUCACUCGUCAUAUCCGGCGGUCACAUGGACAAGCACACCGUCGGAUCAAUAAAAAGAAAAUUCGAGGAUCUCAUAAAUACGUCCUCGAAUAUGAACGCCACGCUGGACAAGCUGGACGAGACACAUCUCACCCCGUACUUGGGCUCAGAUCUCACAGGAUUCAAUGGAGCAACUACUAGGCCUUGGGGUUAUGUCGACCUGAUCGUCACCUUUGGCUCCGAAGAGACCGCUAAGUCGAUCAGGGUGAAAUUCUUGGUCGUGGACUGCCCUUGCCUCUACCAGUGCAUCAUCGGCAGGACGGCCAUAGCAGACCUGGUUGCUGUCCCCUCCACUGCCCACUUGAAGAUGAAGUAUUAUACUCACAAAGGGCAGGUUGCUACUCUACACGGGGACAUUGAAGCUGCAAGAAGGUGCUUUGACGCAGCCUCCAAAGGCAACAACUUCAUCGGCAAAGCUCCUGAGCCGAAAAAGCAAAAACCCUCCUCGGAAGCGCCAUCAAAGCCUUCCCCGGAAGCACCAUCAAGUCUGCCAGCCCCAAAUCCUCCUCGACAAGCGAGGCAGACAAAUGGACAAUAUUCGUCGACGGGGCGUCAAGCUCCACGGGAGCAGGAGCAGGAAUUAUCCUGGAAAACGAAAAUGGGAUCAUCAUCGAAGUGUCCCUAG
Messenger RNA from Trifolium pratense (red clover), 1941 nucleotides. RefSeq lists its product as uncharacterized. The transcript has 3 exons. The coding region runs from base 1 to 1941 and encodes 646 amino acids. Lineage: Eukaryota; Viridiplantae; Streptophyta; Magnoliopsida; Fabales; Fabaceae. The record is from RefSeq and is a predicted model, not a curated record.